AUGUCUGUAGCAGCAAAGGGUAUUUUCAUUGUGGGUGCUAAGAGGACACCAUUUGGUACAUUUGGUGGGGUCUUUCGUAAUACGACUGCCACAGAACUGCAGACUCUUGCGAUAACUGCUUCUUUAAAGGAGGCUGGUGUUGCCCCAGAUCAGGUUGACUCUGUGGUUGUAGGACAAGUUAUGUCGGCAACCCAAGCCGAUGGCAUCUAUACUCCAAGACAUGCAGCCUUGAAAGCAGGCAUCCCACAGGAUCGUCCAGCUUUGGGAAUUAACAGGCUCUGUGGUUCUGGCUUUCAAUCAAUUGUUAACAGUGCUCAGGAUAUCCUAACUGGAUCAGCCAAUAUAUCCCUGGCUUGUGGAGUCGAAAAUAUGUCUCAAGCACCCUUCUCCGUUCGUGGAGUUCGUUUCGGGACAGUCUUGGGUUCAAGCAUUGCCUUCGAAGACUCAUUGUGGACUGGACUCACAGACUCUUACUGUGGUAUGCCGAUGGGCAUGACUGCUGAGAAGUUGGGUGCCCAAUACGGAAUCACCAGGGAUGAAGUAGACAACUUCGCGUUGAAAUCUCAACAAAGGUGGAAAGCGGGGAACGACGCGGGUGUAUUCAAGGCUGAAAUUGAACCUGUCAUCCUCACAAUAAAGAAGAAGGAAGUCAAAGUAGAAGUAGAUGAACACCCCCGGCCACAGACCACACUGGAAACUCUUAAGAAAUUACCCCCUGUUUUCAAAAAAGAAGGGUUGGUGACUGCCGGUUCAGCAUCCGGUAUCAGCGAUGGAGCUGGUGCUCUGGUUCUGGCUAGCGAACAAGCUGCUAAAAACCUCAAACCACUAGCCCGAUUGGUAGGCUGGUCAUACGUCGGUGUCGACCCUAGCAUCAUGGGCGUUGGACCCGUCCCCGCUAUCGAAAACCUUCUUAAGGUCACCAAACUUACAUUGAAUGACGUCGAUCUUAUUGAGAUCAACGAAGCGUUUGUUGCUCAAACGCUGUCAUGCGCAAAGGCUCUUAAGUUGGAUAUGGAGAAGUUAAACGUGAACGGUGGUGCUACAGCACUUGGACACCCCCUUGGUGCGUCUGGCUCCAGGAUCACUGCCCAUCUAGUGCACGAGCUCAGACGGCGCGGAUUAAAACGAGGAAUCGGAUCAGCUUGCAUUGGUGGAGGUCAGGGUAUUGCUGUUAUGGUUGAAGCUCUCUAG
Messenger RNA from Leptosia nina, 1191 nucleotides. Lineage: Eukaryota; Metazoa; Arthropoda; Insecta; Lepidoptera; Pieridae. The record is from the annotation of a GenBank genome assembly.